Thamnophis sirtalis is the source of this 341-nucleotide messenger RNA. Its product is annotated as crotamine CRO3-like. The record is from RefSeq and is a predicted model, not a curated record. NCBI's taxonomy places the organism in Eukaryota, Metazoa, Chordata, Lepidosauria, Squamata, Natricidae.
AUGACCCUUUAUCUGCUGUUUGCAUUCCUUUUCCUUGCAUUUCUGUCUGAAUCAGGUAAUGCCCAGCGGUGGUGUCAUCGUCGAGGAGGACGCUGCUUUAGCCAUCGCUGUUUACAAAACUUUGAAAACCUUGGCAAAAUUGACUGUAGACAGAGUCAUAUAUGUUGUCGACCAAAUGGUGCGCAAUGGAAAAUAAUGCCAUCUCCAUCGAGCAUCCAGGAUGUCUUCAAGAUAUGGCCAAUGACCUGAGAUUACUGCCUGCUAUCAUUUUAUCUUUCUUUACAUGAAUCAAAUUGCUAUCUAUCAAAUUCUAAAAUAUUUAUGCAUUGAAGUAAAAUUUA